Drosophila willistoni is the source of this 1173-nucleotide messenger RNA. It is a transcript of the gene mIF3, whose product is annotated as translation initiation factor IF-3, mitochondrial. Gene Ontology annotation, molecular function: translation initiation factor activity; ribosome binding. The transcript has 2 exons. The record is from RefSeq and is a predicted model, not a curated record. Bases 206 to 841 code for a protein of 211 amino acids. Lineage: Eukaryota; Metazoa; Arthropoda; Insecta; Diptera; Drosophilidae. Gene Ontology annotation, biological process: ribosome disassembly; mitochondrial translational initiation. Gene Ontology annotation, cellular component: mitochondrion.
GUAACAAUUCAAAACUAAUUUUAUUCCGACAUGUCGAAAAUUCACAAUUUUGUGUGACACACUUUCUGAACUUUCCCCUGGUAGUUUAAAUAUCGCCCGUCUCUAAUUACCUAGCACUUCUCAUCUCUAACUAUAAUAGUCCAUCUCUAAUCCAAACAUUGCACAAUAAUUAUUGCCGAAAAUAUAGAAAUUUGUCAAAACGAUUAUGAAUUUAAGCCGGCUGCAUUUUGUGGUGCGCCAAUUGGUAAGUGUCCAGCAGGCUCCACUGCAAAGAUUCUUGGCGCAUUCCCAAGCGGCAGGCGAAAAGGACAAACCAAAUAAGACGCAAACAAAUCAAAAAAUUACACUCAUUGGGCAAAACCAAGCCUUAUCAGUCACAACAUUGGAGGAGGCAAAGAAAUUGGCCAAGAGGCGUGAAUUGCACUUGUUGCGCACCGAACAAAAUGAUGCAAAAACAGGACGACCUACUUUCAAACUAGUCACAACAGCUGAAAUGUUAAACGAGGAGGGAGGAGUAACACAAACGUCGGUCAACGAAAAAAAUCAAAAGAAAUCCGAGAAAUCUUUGACCAUAGGAGCCCGUAUCACAGAUCAUGAUUUAUCGUCGAGACUGAAGAAUAUUGUUAAAUGGCUGGGCAAGAAGCACGAAGUUCGCAUAUUGAUCCAAGGUGCAAGUGGGCCAAGCGAUGCUGAUGGCAAUGCCGAGCGCUUGGUUAAGGCCAUUGAACAGACAAUUAAAGAGCCAAAUGUUAUAGGCAAAAUUGUCCAGAAACGCAGCAAAGGUUCCAUGAUCAAAUUUAGCAUUUUACCUGUCUCGCCCCCUCCUGUGGCAACAUCGUGACAAUCAGCGCCAUCGCCUCGGAUAUAUCUUAAGCAUGGCAUGAACAUUGCUCCAAUCCCAAUGCAGAUACGGAGUCUCAGCCAAAGUUCGCAGAAUGAUGGAGACCCGUCUGUUGGCAUCGCUAAACCCGCCAUGGUGGCAGCUGCAUCCUUUUUCUUUUUAUUUACCAUGAAAUAUGUUUUUUGGAUACGCAUUCUAAAAAAUGCCCAGAAUGAUAAUAACUGCCGAAGUGAUAGUAACUGAAAACAAUAGAUAUUAAGCAACUUUCGAUUCUGUUUUAAUGCCCAGCAUUCGAUUUUCUCAUUUCAAAUAUAAUGCGUAAAUUCAACAAA